This is a messenger RNA of Papilio xuthus (Asian swallowtail), 1777 nucleotides long. RefSeq names its product ASCIZ zinc finger protein. Gene Ontology annotation, molecular function: transcription cis-regulatory region binding; DNA-binding transcription factor activity, RNA polymerase II-specific; zinc ion binding. The record is from RefSeq and is a predicted model, not a curated record. Gene Ontology annotation, biological process: positive regulation of transcription by RNA polymerase II. Gene Ontology annotation, cellular component: nucleus. The coding region runs from base 127 to 1461 and encodes 444 amino acids. The transcript has 3 exons. Lineage: Eukaryota; Metazoa; Arthropoda; Insecta; Lepidoptera; Papilionidae.
CAAGAGAUAAGAGAACUGUCAUUUGUCUGAUACAAAUAUUGAUUUUCCACAAUUUUCCAAUUCAUGACGCAGAUUUUAACAUUAUUUAUGUGUUAUUUUAAUUUUACAAAUGAUACAAUUUAAACAAUGACUGAGUUAAAUGAACUAAAUAUGGACCCAACUCAAGUUUGUCGUGGAUGUUUGAACGCUAGCGGAGAAAUGAAAAAUAUGAUUGAUUAUGGUCUUCUAGAAGAUUUCUAUAAAUUUAGUGAAGUUAAGGUAGAUAAACCCGACAUGUUGUCUGGUCUCCUGUGUUCAUCUUGCGAGGAGGCUCUGAUGGAGUGCCGCGUAUUUAGAUUGCUGUGUCAGCAAAGUGAUGAUGUGCUCAAGAAUGCUAUGAAGGUACAGACAACUACAGUGACAGAAGAAUCUCAAUGUAAUAGUAUACAAUUUUCUUUUAAUAAUAAAAAAUUAAUAAUAAAAAUAAUUGCACCGGAUAUGAAUUCAAAAAUUGUGCUAUCAUGUCCAUACAGUUGUACUCAAUCAUUUCAAAAGAAACCUGAACUAUUGAAACAUUUGAUAACAAGACAUCAAGUAGGAAAAGACUUUAAAAUAGACCUACAAUAUUAUUGUUCCAUAGAAAACUGUACGUACAGCAUAGAUGUGUUAAAUAAUAAAUAUUUCUCAGGUAGAAAAUUUCUAAAUCAACAUUACAAUAAUGUACAUAAAUCCAAAAGUAUUAAUUGUGAUAAAUGUGAAUUAACUUUCCCGACAAAGACGGCUUUUGAAAGACAUUUGCAAACAUGUAAUUUAACAUACGAGUGUAAAAGUUGCCAUCAAGUUUACAAAACGAAUGAUAGAUUACUCGUACAUCUAAUGAGGAAGCAUCCUGUUUUACAUAAGCAAUAUAAAAUAGAGAGGAAAGCUGAAAAGAGGAAAUUAAAAACAGAAUCCAAACCGGAGAUGGAAUACUUUUGUGAUAGCCCUAAAAGAUCAUUUGCAACGCAAACAUUAAAACCUGAAGAUAAUAUAAAGAAUGAUAUUACUUUACCAUCGUGGCCGGAGAAAUCAGAUGAAACGAAGACGGAUGAAAUAUCAACUCAAACUGUGUUUGAAGAUUUGCUAUCAUUAAAAUCUCAAGCAAGCGAAGAUGAUACAAUAUAUUUUUGUGAAUCAGUAUCGGAUAUACAAACACAGACAUUCUCUAAAGAAUUUGAUUUGAAUACAUCGAACAAAGAAACUCUGACAUCAGAAACUCAAUCACCAGAUCUAAGUAUCAAGGAAACACAGACUUGUUUAUGUCUUUAUGAUUCACCGAAGUUUAAUUGUAAGUUGUUUGAUAGUGUAUCUUCAAGCCCUGUUAUGAAUUUGACGUCGACUGAAACGCAGACAGCUAAUUUUGGAUCUAUCGAUGCCUUUUUAGGUUUUAAUACAGCUGAAACUCAGACAAGUUUUGAUGAGAUAUUGGACAGUGAAUUAUGAUGUUGGCUUUAAAUUUAUGGACAUUUAAUAUCAUUGAAAUAGUGAUAUAUUAAACACAAAUUUAUAUUUGUCAACGGCAGACAAUGUUGUUUACUAUCUGCCGUCCGAGACUCUGUCUGCAGUGUAAAAAAAACUUAGUAAGUAGUCUAUGUUCUCUUCUAGACUAUGUUCUAUAUGUAUGUCAAAUUUCAGUGACAUCCGUGCAUACUUUUGAUAGAAUUAACCGAUAUACACUAAAGUCUUGUAAUAAACAUUUAAUUUGUAAUAACAAAUAUCAUCACCAUCAUCAGCUCACUAUACGUCCCCACUGAGGGGC